AUGGGCACUGUUCAAGAAGCUAUUCACCAUGGCAUAAUUGCCGCCGAUUUUCUUUGGACCACUAAACGAGUUGUCCAGGCUAUCGAGCUGUGGAACGAGUGCUUAACACUACUAAACAACAAAAUCUUAGAAAACGAACAUGAACUUGCCACAAUAGUGCGUAUAGCGCUGAACAAGAGGCUGUUUUAUGGAAAUGCUGCUAUUACGAAACUUUCACCAGCUAUAGAAUCUGGCAAAAAGCUUUUAGUCCUUCUUCGUAAUCUUAGGAGAAAAAAAAAAGAAGGUAACACAGCCUUGAUGUUAUCAAAACUGUACUUUCAAAAAAGUGAAUACCAGGAAGCACAAGCAGUCCUCAAAAUUGCACUCUGCGUUUACAAAGAAAUCGAAGACAAAGUCGGAGAAGCGACAUGCUACGUAAACCUAGGAAAUGUGUUUCAAUCUGUCGGAGAAUAUGCCAAGGCUGAAGAAUAUCUUCAUAAAGCACUUACCAUCGACACAGAAAUUGGCGACAGAAACGGAGAAGCGUCAUGCUACGGAAACCUAGGAAGUGUGUUUCUAUCUGUCGGAGAAUAUGCCAAGGCUGAAGAAUAUCUUCAUAAAGCACUUACCAUCAAGACAGAAAUUGGCGACAGAAACGGAGAAGCGACAUGCUACGGAAACCUAGGAAAUGUGUUUCAAUCUGUCGGAGAAUAUGCCAAGGCUGAAGAAUAUCUUCAUAAAGCACUUACCAUCAAGACAGAAAUUGGCGACAGAAACGGAGAAGCGUCAUGCUACGGAAACCUAGGAAAUGUGUUUCAAUCUGUCGGAGAAUAUGCCAAGGCUGAAGAAUAUCUUCAUAAAGCACUUACCAUCAAGACAGAAAUUGGCGACAGAAACGGAGAAGCGACAUCCUACGUAAACCUAGGAAAUGUGUUUCGAUCUGUCGGAGAAUACGCCAAGGCUGAAGAAUAUCUUCAUAAAGCACUUACCAUCAAGGCAGAAAUUGGCGACAGAAAAGGAGAAGCAACAUGCUACGGAAACCUAGGAAAUGUGUUUAAAUCUGUCGGAGAAUAUGCCAAGGCUGAAGAAUAUCUUCAUAAAGCACUUACCAUCGACACAGAAAUUGGCGACAGAAACGGAGAAGCGUCAUGCUACGUAAACCUAGGAAAUGUGUUUCAAUCUGUCGGAGAAUAUGCCAAGGCUGAAGAAUAUCUUCAUAAAGCACUUACCAUCAAGACAGAAAUUGGCGACAGAAACGGAGAAGCGACAUGCUACGGAAACCUAGGAAAUGUGUUUCAUUCUGUCGGAGAAUAUGCCAAGGCUGAAGAAUAUCUUCAUAAAGCACUUACCAUCAAGACAGAAAUUGGCGACAGAAACGGAGAAGCGUCAUGCUACGUAAACCUAGGAAAUGUGUUUCAAUCUGUCGGAGAAUAUGCCAAGGCUGAAGAAUAUCUUCAUAAAGCACUUACCAUCAAGACAGAAAUUGGCGACAGAAACGGAGAAGCGACAUGCUACGUAAACCUAGGAAAUGUGUUUCAAUCUGUCGGAGAAUAUGCCAAGGCUGAAGAAUAUCUUCAUAAAGCACUUACCAUCAAGACAGAAAUUGGCAACAGAAAUGGAGAAGCGUCAUGCUACGUAAACCUAGGAAAUGUGUUUCGAUCUGUCGGAGAAUAUGCCAAGGCUAAAGAAUAUGUUCAUAAAGCACUUACCAUCAUGACAGAAAUUGGCGACAGAAACGGAGAAGCGUCAUGCUACGUAAACCUAGCAGCUGGGUUUCUAUCUGUCGGAGAAUAUGCCAAGGCUGAAGAAUAUCUUCAUGAAGCACUUACCAUCAAGACAGAAAUUGGCGACAGAAACGGAGAAGCGACAUGCUACGGAAGCCUAGCAGCUGGGUUUCUAUCUGUCGGAGAAUAUGCCAAGGCUGAAGAAUAUCUUCAUAAAGCACUUACCAUCAGGACAGAAAUUGGCGACAGAAACGGAGAAGCGACAUGCUACGUAAACCUAGGAAAUGUGUUUCAAUCUGUCGGAGAAUAUGCCAAGGCUGAAGAAUAUCUUCAUAAAGCACUUACCAUCAAGACAGAAAUUGGCGACAGAAACGGAGAAGCGACAUGCUACGUAAACCUAGGAAUUGUGUUGCAAUCUGUCGGAGAAUAUGCCAAGGCUGAAGAAUAUCUUCAUAAAGCACUUACCAUCAACACAGAAAUUGGCGACAGAAACGGAGAAGCGACAUGCUACGUAAACCUAGGAAUUGUGUUUCAAUCUGUCGGAGAAUAUGCCAAGGCUGAAGAAUAUCUUCAUAAAGCACUUACCAUCAACACAGAAAUUGGCGACAGAAACGGAGAAGCGUCAUGCUACGGAAACCUAGGAAAUGUGUUUCAAUCUGUCGGAGAAUAUGCCAAGGCUGAAGAAUAUCUUCAUAAAGCACUUACCAUCAACACAGAAAUUGGCGACAGAAACGGAGAAGCGUUAUGCUACGGACACCUAGGAGCUCUGUUUGUACAUGUAGGAGAAUAUGGCAACGCUGAAGAAAAUCUUCAUACAGCACUUACCACCAACACAGAAAUUGGCGACAAACACGGAGAAGCGUCUCGCUACCUAAAGCUAGGAAACACAUCUCAAGCCUUAUCGGAUCUCUGGUCAAGCAUUCAAAUUUACGAAAAAAUGCUUACUUCUCUAGGAAGCAAAGAUAGCCACAAUAUAUCAUUUUUUGACAAGAACGCGUCUCCCUAUCGGCUGUUUUGUUCAUUGAGUUGUUUUUGUGGGAAACCCUAUCAAGCUUUACACGCUGCUGAACUUGGACGGGCCAGAGCUCUAGCAGAACUUAUGUCAAAUCGCUACUCCAUUGAAAAAGAAAUAUCCAUCAACCCACAAUCGUUUGUUGGCAUCGCGGAAGUAAUUAAGAAAAUGGCAACAGCACCUGCCUCUACAUCUCCUAUGACUACGAUGACAAUAUAUUUUUGUGGGUUUUGAAACAAAACAAACCGGUAGCUUUCCGAAGAACGAAACUUUGUGAAAGCUAUGUUAGCAAGCAUGGCAAAAUCUCUGUGUAUGACCUGUUUGGAAACGAAAGCUUAUUAAGAAAAUUUCACGUUUUACCUCAAGAGCAAUGCGAAGACCGAUCACUCUUCUCUUCAUUCGCCAACCAACUUACAAACGAAUCAAAUCUGGAAGAUAGUCUCUCAACCUUGCGUCCUCUUUUAGAUGAGGGAGAAGUAUACACGGACCAUGAACCGCCAACACUUUUUCAGGUUUACAACAUGUUGAUUGCUCCCGUGUGA
Molecule: messenger RNA, 3257 nt
Organism: Porites lobata
Lineage: Eukaryota; Metazoa; Cnidaria; Anthozoa; Scleractinia; Poritidae
Source: the annotation of a GenBank genome assembly